Argentina anserina (silverweed cinquefoil) is the source of this 1395-nucleotide messenger RNA. Its product is annotated as molybdopterin synthase sulfur carrier subunit. The coding region runs from base 924 to 1241 and encodes 105 amino acids. Gene Ontology annotation, biological process: Mo-molybdopterin cofactor biosynthetic process. The record is from RefSeq and is a predicted model, not a curated record. NCBI's taxonomy places the organism in Eukaryota, Viridiplantae, Streptophyta, Magnoliopsida, Rosales, Rosaceae. Gene Ontology annotation, cellular component: cytosol. The transcript has 2 exons.
UUACAAUUUGUUAGUCUUCAAUUUGAAGAACAAAUGAGUUAAAGCUUGUUUUCUCUUUCCGCUGUAACUGAUUGGUUGUUCGCGCUUCUUUGGGUUUCGUCAGAUGAAAAUGACUAGGACAAAGGUUGGUUUGUUGCAAGGUAGAGGCCUGCAUUUCGUAAUGUAUAGCAGCAUUAGUUCAGAAUAGGUUUAGGGAGGGUUGGGUCAAAUAUGGAAAGUUCCAUAAAUGUUGUUGUUAUAGGAUCAUGGUUUAAUUUACAAUUGCAGCAAAUAAUAAGCACUUGCCACUUACAAAAAAGUUGUGAUUUAUGUUGCUACUAGGCAUGAGACUGAUGAGAGUACAGUUUAGACUUUAGAGUAUGAGUUGAGGUCAAGAAUUGUGUUUAACGAUUUGAUUGUGUUAAAAAUUUGUUAGUCUUGGGAUUGAGGAACAAAUGAGUGGAAGCUUGUUUCAUUUUCUGUUGUAAUUGAUUGGUUGUACGCUCUUCUUUGGGUUUGAUUUUCAACUGAGGACUAGGACAAAGGCUGGUUCAUUUGCCCACUUAAGUCAAGUUAGAGGCCUGCAAUAUUUAGCAGUAUCUUUUUAGAAUAGGUAUAGGGAGGUUAGACAAGCUGGAAAAAAGUUCCCUCAGGUUCUUGGUCUGAUUUGGGGUUCUUACUUUUUAGUUUUUACAAUGCAUGAAAAUUGCUAGAACAAGACUAUUAAUAUGGCAAAGAAAUUACCUUUGCCUUUUAUGCAUGAUAGCUCCUCCCUUUUGUUGUAAUUGGAAGUAAAAGAUGAACUUUUUGAUGUAGGAAUUGGAAGCUUGCUGCUAGUUGGUAAUUCUCACAUAGUUUUGUGGAAUAGUUUGGAAUAUAAUGUAUAGAAAAUCCUGAGGGUACAUGUUUUAGAACAAAUAAUUCAUGAGGCAGGGUAUUCUGCAAUGGAUUUCAAGCAAGAAGAGAUUGAGUCUGUAACUAUGGAUCUUACGAAUAAGGGGGAUACUAAUUUUUCUGUUAAGAUGAAGGUUUUGUUUUUUGCCAGGGCUCGGGACCUUACUGGCUUCACUGAGAUGCCAUUGGAGGUAUCAUCAGGUAGUACAGCCAAUGAUUGUUUGAAUAAGCUCAUUUCCAUUUUUCCAAGCUUGGAAGAGAUCCGUGGGUGCAUGGUGCUUGCUCUUAACGAAGAGUAUACAACUGAGUCGGCACUUGUUAAAGACAAAGACGAGUUGGCCAUUAUACCUCCAAUCAGUGGCGGUUAAAUGCAUCUGAUGUAAUCAGGCACCCAAUUUAAGGUUGUUAUAGCACUAUAUGUUCCUAUGCUUGUUUGUACAAUCUUCUCAAAAAAGGGAAAAAAAAACGUGUUUGUACAAAACAAUGAAUAAAAAGGUAAUCCGAUUAUCUGCUGUUGCUUUU